Molecule: messenger RNA, 644 nt
Organism: Mytilinidion resinicola
Lineage: Eukaryota; Fungi; Ascomycota; Dothideomycetes; Mytilinidiales; Mytilinidiaceae
Exons: 1
Coding region: 98-547 (149 amino acids)
Source: RefSeq, a predicted model, not a curated record
CCCUUACGAGCCUGGCACCUUAUAUGUUUUCUAAUCUAAUUGCUGAAGGGCACGAGACGGAGACGAUCACAACGCUACUAAUUGAAAAUAUGGAUAUAUGGCAUUUUGGAGGGAACCAGCAAGCAACCGCCGUUCUAGAACAGCAGGUCCAAACGCCAGUGGGUUAUCAGUGGCAAACGACGAUCGAGCCCAGUUGGUUCCAAUGGAUUUCUAUUCCGCCAAAAGAAACUCAUUUUUCUCCCCAAGACUCUCGCGGUUUUAUUCGUGCGUAUUAAGGUCGCGUUCGCCCGAUCUUCACCGACCCGUAAUUUUUUGGUACCUACUUUCUCUGUUCCAGUUGGGUACGGUUUUAAGAGCCGGAUAUUUAAAAUCUCUGAUAUUUGGAGAGGGAGUGGCAUGCCGGGCUUUGACUAAACGUUGGUCAGUGGAUAUUAGGCACCGGCUAUUCUUCUGGUUUCUCUCAUCGUUCCUUUGGCUGGCAGUUGUGGCUGCGUAUUCGCUGCAUGAGAUAUUAUUAUCAUGGUCGCACUUAACUUUGCCUUCGUAGCAUCGUACGCGCAAUUGCGUCGGGGCUUUGGGGUCUUACGGUAUUUCACUACGUGGCGGUCACGGGAGGAUGGGUGAGGUCGGGAGGCUUCUAAACU